UAGGCAAGUGUUUUAAUAUAAUAUAUUGUGAGUGAUGAAUUCUAGAUUAAGCAAGAAAAAUAAACAUAUGCCAUGUUCAGCAUGCAAGCUGCUUCGUAGGCGUUGCACUAAAGAUUGCAUUUUCUUGCCUCAUUUUCCACCUGCUGAACCACAUAAAUUUAUUGUUGUUCAUCGUAUUUUUGGUGCUAGCAACAUCACCAAAAUGUUACAACAGGAGAUACCAAUGGAUAAUAGAGAAGAUGCAGUAAUCAGCAUGGUUUAUGAAGCUACAGCAAGACUCAGAGAUCCAGUUUAUGGCAGUGUAGGCAUUAUUUCUGCCCUCCAGAAACACAUAUUUCACUUGCAAUCCGAGUUAAACGAAGCUUCAGCUGAAGCAAUGUCUCUCAGAACACAAUUAUCCAAUGCUUCAACAUCCUUACCCUCAUCGUUACUGGAAGUUUCUCCAUUCACUCCCGAGAACCACGAGUUUCACCAUUCCCAGAAGUCGAGCCAGCAAAAUGCAUAUUCUAAUAAUGACUUGCAGCUUCUACUUCCAGAAGCAGCAGACUAUUGUUUCCAAGAAACUGAUCAAGUUCUUCCACUGCCUUACUAGAAGAACAUAUAGUUCUCCCAAUAUGGACAACAGAAUGUCAAUAUUUCCCUUUCAUUUAACAAACACAUUCUCAUGUUUUCUCCUUCCAUUGUUGCUCAUCUAGUAAAAAAUUGUAAGACAUUACUACAGAAACUGUACUGCAUGAAAUUGAAACCAAAUAAGAUCACAAUUUCAAACAAACUAUGAAAGAAAGGUCACUGAAAAGUGUGCAUAAUCAUCGUCAUUGACACAUUUCAGUAUCAUUAACCGAAAGCCAAUCCAAACAGGCACAUAAAUACCUCGAUGAUGACAAUAACCCACAAAAUGUAACUAUGAUGACUGCCCGUAAAAGGGCUUGUAAAAAGCCUGGGCAUUCUAAUCAAAGAGAAUCUUCUUAUGCAAUCAACAACAAGAAGAUACCCAGUGAAAUAACACGAGUGGGGUCUUGGAAGGGUAGAGUGUAAGCAGACCUUACCCCUACCUCUACCUCGUGGAAGUAGAGAAGCUAUUUCUGAAGGACACUCGGCUCAAGUGCAGCAAAUCAAAAUAGUUAUGAAAAGGAAAAA
This is a messenger RNA of Solanum stenotomum, 1137 nucleotides long. RefSeq names its product LOB domain-containing protein 25-like. Lineage: Eukaryota; Viridiplantae; Streptophyta; Magnoliopsida; Solanales; Solanaceae. The record is from RefSeq and is a predicted model, not a curated record. The coding region runs from base 35 to 592 and encodes 185 amino acids. The transcript has 2 exons.